AUGAGCUUCUUCGUCCUGGGCCGGUCCGCUUUCCGGGCUGCAGCGCCGCUGCAGCGGAGCUUCAUCCGCUGCUACGCCACCGAGUCCACUGAAACCAAAAAGUCCGGCAGCAACGCCCUUCUCUACGGAGCCGGCGCCGCAGUCCUCGCCGGCGCAGGCUACUACUUCUUGAGCGGCAGCAGCACCACCGCGGCCGUCGAGCGCGCGGCGCAAAAGGCUGAAGAAACCCUCAAGCAGGCCGCUGCCUCUGCUGCUUCUUCCGAGCCCAAGAAGGCCUUCACCGGCGGCGAGCAGGGCUGGCUGUCCCUCAAGCUGGAGGACGUUGAGCUCGUCAACCACAACACCAAGCGUCUGCGGCUGCGCCUGCCCGAGGACGACAUGGUCUCGGGUCUGCACGUCGCGUCUGCCGUCCUGACGAAAUAUCACCCCAUUGGGGCCGACAAGCCCGUUAUCCGGCCGUACACUCCCAUCAGCGACGAGACUGAGAAGGGAUACAUCGAUUUGCUGGUCAAGAAGUACCCCAACGGGCCGAUGUCGACCUACCUGCACGACAUGGUGCCCGGCCAGCGGCUGGACGUAAAGGGUCCCAUCCCCAAGUACCCGUGGGAGCCCAACAAGCACAAGCAUAUUGCGCUGGUCGCCGGCGGCACGGGCAUCACGCCCAUGUACCAGCUCUGCCGGGCCAUCUUCAACAACCCCGACGACCAGACCAAGGUCACGCUUGUCUUUGGCAACAUCAGCGAGGAAGACAUCCUGCUGAAGAAUGAGCUGGCCAAGCUGGAGAAUACGUACCCGCGGCGCUUCCGCGCGUUCUAUGUGCUGGACAACCCGCCGGCGCAUUGGACGGGUGGGAAGGGGUAUAUUACGAAGGAGUUGCUGAAGACGGUGCUGCCCGAGCCGAAGGAGGAGAAUAUCAAGGUGUUCGUGUGCGGGCCGCCGGGCAUGAUGGAGUUGAUUAGUGGGAAUAAGAAGAGUCCCAAGGAUCAGGGUGAGUUGAAGGGGAUUUUGAAGGAGCUAGGGUAUAGCCCGGAGCAGGUUUAUAAGUUUUAA
Thermochaetoides thermophila DSM 1495 is the source of this 1050-nucleotide messenger RNA. RefSeq names its product putative cytochrome b5 protein. The record is from RefSeq and is a predicted model, not a curated record. Gene Ontology annotation, biological process: ergosterol biosynthetic process. The transcript is spliced from 2 exons. The coding region runs from base 1 to 1050 and encodes 349 amino acids. Lineage: Eukaryota; Fungi; Ascomycota; Sordariomycetes; Sordariales; Chaetomiaceae. Gene Ontology annotation, molecular function: cytochrome-b5 reductase activity, acting on NAD(P)H.